AUGUCUAGUGUUGAAGAAUUAAUCUCGGAUGGUGAGGAGGAAUGUGGCACAGAGCAGACAAGCCAAGUGUAUCUUGGAUUUGUGGAUACUGCAAUAAGAGAAUCCGAUGAGGUUUCUGUGGAGGAGUCAUUUAUAGGUGGAGAACCUGUUUGGUUACAUGCUGAUUCUCGGCCAGAUGAGAAACUUUUAAGUUGUAAAGCAUGCAAGUCUGUUGAAAAUAUGAAGUUAUUAUUACAGGCGUUUGCCCCGUUGGAUUCUCAACAAGUUUACGAAGUGUGCGAGAGGAGUGGGAUCGUGUUGAGCACCGAGGAAUUCAUUCGUGAUUCCGAUGAUCGUGUGUUAUAUGUGUUUAUUUGUAGUAAAUGUGCGCGGAAAGCUGGUUCGAUUGUGUGCAUUAGGGGUGUGAGAAGAAGGAGUAGCGACCCAUCCCGUGGGGCUCCAAAGCAAGUUGCGGCUGACGCUGGUAGGUCAGAUACGGUGGAUGAAGAAAAAGAGGUUGAAAACAACAAUAAUCCGUUUGCCUCGGUUGGGUUUGGGACAUUUGGAAAUCCUUUUAACCAAGAUGCUGAGAAAAAUCCAUUCAUGAAGAAGGAUUCGAGUGGUGAUGCGAAAGUUGUGGUGUCAGAGCAAGAAAUGAAGCCCAGUACUGCAAGAAAACUUCAUGAUGCACAGCCAUAUAAGAAAUUUGAUAAAGAGGUGGCAUUUCCUGGGUUUUUCCUCUAUGUCGAGGGCGAAUCCUUUAAAGGUCGGGUUCCGGAUCACUUGAAGUUACCCAAAAAUUUGAAGAUCGAUAAAAAUGCCCUGGAACUGUCAGCUGAUGAAGACGAGUUGAAAAACGGUCCCAUUAAGCUGGACCCCAGGACAGAGAAGUUAUCCAAAUUUUUAGACGAUGAUGUGUUUCAAAAGUUCCAAGAGGUUGUAGGGUAUAAUCCUCUGCAAGUAUUACGCUAUAACUAUGGCGGCAAGCCUUUAUACUAUGCUCGGACUGCAAAAAAGUUUGAAGAUGUAGUAGCUGCACCAAGUGCUAACCCAUCUUCACGCAGAAUAUAUGAGAUGCAGUUGAUGCCCAAGAUGAUAAUGGACUUGGAAGACGAGAUAUCAAUAGAAAGCGGGAUGGAAUGGGGGACGAUUAUGAUCUUCACUGAUGUUGAGAAUUAUGUCACUGAGUUUGAUAAAAACAACGUUGGGUACAUGGAAGAAUCAGUUGUAGUACAAUGGGAAACAAGUUAA
This is a messenger RNA of Eremothecium cymbalariae DBVPG#7215, 1230 nucleotides long. RefSeq names its product small subunit rRNA maturation protein TSR4 (gene TSR4). The record is from RefSeq and is a predicted model, not a curated record. Lineage: Eukaryota; Fungi; Ascomycota; Saccharomycetes; Saccharomycetales; Saccharomycetaceae. Gene Ontology annotation, cellular component: cytoplasm. The coding region runs from base 1 to 1230 and encodes 409 amino acids. Gene Ontology annotation, biological process: maturation of SSU-rRNA. The transcript has a single exon.